UGACUUCAACAUUUUGUCGAUGAUUAUGAUCUCCGGCCGACACAACGAGUCUGCACAAUGAUUUGCUUCACGCUCGAGUAUUUUGGUAAUUUCAUUGAACUAGAGAUUUAUAGAAGACGAAGAGUAGCUGUAUAGUGUAUACAUACAUAUACAUAGCUUCUAAGCGCCGCCACCACCACCGGCUCCGGCACCGUGACCUCCGCAGCACCUAUCACCGCCACCGACACCUCUACCAUGGCUCCUCCUUCUCAUUCUGUCUCCUCCUCGCCCUCUCCGUCUCUCAACUCUUCAUCGUCCUACCACAAACCCAAAUUCUCAAACCAUAGUCAUAAUUCAAACACCAGCUCUCAUCUCUCUCCCUGCAAGCACUCUCCUUCCGCUACCCUCGAUCUCCUCAUCUUCAUUCUCGUCCUUUUCUCUGGUGCUUUCCUUCUGUCUUCUUAUUUCUCAUACAUCUUCAAUUCGCUUUCCAUCCUUCUCGCACAAUCCGCGCCCCAGAUUUAUCAGUUCCCUCGGAUCCCUUACGUUCUAGGGUUUUUGGCCUUCUUUGUUGUUUCGGCAAUAGUGACGCAACGUUGCUGCGGUGCGUAUAUGCGGAGGUGCGGCAAACCUGGGUGCAAAGGACUGAAGAAAGCGAUGGAGUUUGAUUUGCAAUUACAGUCGGAGGACUGUCUCAAGUCUGGGUGUGAUGAGUUUGAUAAGCUGCCUUGGAAGGGUGGGAGUGAUGACAACCCCGAUUAUGAGUCCGAGCUGCACUCUUUUGCUGUUCCGAUCACGCUGUGGAUGUCCCAAUGCCAAGCUUGUGGGGUGGGCGCCCAAAAAAGGAAAGCGGCAGAAGAAAUCUCUGAUAAACGUGACCCAUAACAGACAAGGAGAUCAUCGCUGAUUGACUGUUGUUUAUUUACUCCACAGGCAUUCUUGCUUAUAUAGCGUUAUCAUUUUCAUCAGUUCCCCUUUGGUUGAAGACUUUUCAUCAGAACCAUUUUCGUAUGAAAAAGAAAAUUAUGAUCUGAUUGUAGCCAUCCUUCCCGGUGUUUACACAUUCUCAUGGAUCUUGUCUAUAACAUUGGAAGGAUAAUACAAAAUUAACUGCAAUAAAUUUAUGAAUCUCUUAUUGA
This is a messenger RNA of Prosopis cineraria, 1118 nucleotides long. RefSeq lists its product as uncharacterized. Lineage: Eukaryota; Viridiplantae; Streptophyta; Magnoliopsida; Fabales; Fabaceae. The record is from RefSeq and is a predicted model, not a curated record. Bases 235 to 864 code for a protein of 209 amino acids. The transcript has 3 exons.